Messenger RNA from Micropterus dolomieu (smallmouth bass), 2671 nucleotides. RefSeq names its product leucine rich repeat containing 41 (gene lrrc41). The record is from RefSeq and is a predicted model, not a curated record. The annotation marks the transcript as partial. The transcript is spliced from 9 exons. Lineage: Eukaryota; Metazoa; Chordata; Actinopteri; Centrarchiformes; Centrarchidae.
UGUCAUAACGCAGAUCUUCCAACGCCUCUCGUUAAGGAUCUUCUUCCUCAUCUGACUGUAUGUCAACUGGAUGAGCUACAGCCUGCCCUAAAUCAGAGAGGGAUAUCGACUCACUCAGGAUGGGUUGGAGUUCUACAGGACAUGUGUGGACCUAACCAUGUAAUAGACUUGAACACAGAAGAAGAGGCCAAACACGAAGUUAUGAGAAUGCUUUUUACGCUUGUAUUCUACGGCUUCACAAACCCCUUCGUCAAAAGAAACAUCACAAAUUUAAGCAGCCCAUCCUUCCUGUGGGCUGCAGCUAAAUGUAUCAAACAUUUUUUACUCACUACAAGCAUGCAUAAGCCCCUUCAAAGUUUAACUGCUGAGCAUCGGCCUCUUCUGAACCUCUUAGAGAAGCGGAUCAGGAGUGUUGGUGUUUCGCAGUCCAUUGAUCUAUCAAAGAGGAAGACACAAACUGCUUUGUAUGUCCUCCAUCGCCUGCUCGAUCACGGGGUGGCUAAAGAACUCAUCGUACAUGUGCAGUGUCCUAUUGGGCUAGCCUGGCUCCUACAUGGGCGGGGUUCUCAUUAUGUAAACCCUGAGCUGAAGAACCUAAUGCAAAGUAGGGCAGACUGUGUUACACAAGCCACUUCAGCCAGAAUAGACGGAGCCAGUUUGAGUCCAGGUUAUGGGACCAGGGCUUCAGAAGAUCAAGAUGAAGUCACUCCAUGCAAACGCUCAAAGCUGGAUCCUGUGUCUGUGGAGGAGGAGGAUUGUGGAAAAGCAAACUUUACUGUGGACCCGCAGCUUCUCUGCCAAACCUUCACUCCAUGUGAUGGUCCCUCAGCAGGGGUUUGUCCAUGGGGCCAGAUUAAUUGUCUGGAGAUCAGGCAGUGUGGGUCUGACUCCCUGAGAGUGCUGAACUUCGCCCUGCCCACAUUUUUCUGCCUUCGCUCUCUAAGUCUUCACAGCUUUUCGACCUUCAGGGACUUGGAUGUGUUGGGCCUGGCCAGAGCCCUGAAGCAGCUUUCUGAGAGCUCCCGCAGCUCCCUCACUGAUCUGAGCAUCAGCGCCCUGCCGUACACCCAGCUCAUGGAGAUUCUGCUGGAUGCAGUCCCACAUGUGACGUCCCUGCAUGUGGAGAUCCAGGCUGUGAUGUGGGGUCCACGCUUCUCACCACAUCAUCCCAGGACUGCUGAGGCAGACAUACCAGAGCUGCCCCUGGAGAAGCUGACCGUCAAGGUAGCUGAGCUCCAAACAGAUCUGCACUUUAUCACAUCUGUGCUGAGACGCUCUCCACGUCUGACCUCACUUCACGUAGCUGGGAUGAGAUUACCAACUGGCUCCUCUCAAAGCCAACUGCUCACCACUCUAUCAGAGUCUAAUCACUUCUUGAGGAGUCUGAACUUGGAGGACUUGAAGCUGUCUGAUUGUCUCCCUGAGAUCCUAAAUCUGCUGAGAGACUGCAAGUUGGAAGAACUACGCUUUAGCGACUGCCGCCUUCUUGAGAAGUCGAGCGACAAAGAGGAGAGUUUGCAGCAGCUGGUGGCUGCUCUGAAGACGCUGCCUUCUCUCCACACACUUGGCCUUGCUCAGAAUCGGCUAGCCAAGAACGUGUGCGUGCUGGCAGAGCUGUUCUCAGGAUCUUCACCAAGCUCUGUGAAACGACUGGACAUCAGCUCCAACUUCAUUCAGCCUGCUGAGCUGCUGGAGUUUGCUAAGAGUUUGAGGACACAUUGUCCCCCACAACGAUUGACCCUUGACCUCAGGAAAAACCCAGGGGAUCGAGACUCCGACACGUGGAGCACUGCACUGAAGAGGCUCCGUCCAUUCUGUGUUCUACUGGUGGAAGGAUGGAAAUCCACCGACUCGAUGGCUGACCACAUCAGCAACAUGUGAACAAAGCUAGAGCAACAUCUAUAGAAGUAGAAAGCACUCCCUGUAGGAGUGAGCAGUGGCUGGAAAAAGCUCUUGAUGCAUAAUUGGUCGUUUUCUUGUAAGAGAAGAGUGACUGUGGUACGUUUAGUUCAGUUCAGAGAGUUCCAAAGGUUCCAGCGACAACUUUUCACUGUUCAAGAAAACCCUCAGAACAUCAUAGAAACCACACUGGAAGCAUGAGUCACUCCUCCACUGUCCAUCUGAUGUUCACUACCUCUGAAUGGUGAACAUGGAAGUAUCUGAGUGUACGUACGUACUGAGCAUACGGAUGGACAGCAGAGAGUGGCUGAAGCUGGAGGAGUGGCUUCAUAAGUUCUCAUAGACACUGACAUUUAGUUUCUAUCAGAAUUCCAGUUACGGUAGAACAUCCAUCAUUUAGCUUUGUAAUGAGAUGGGACACAUUUCAUCACUUCUACGUAUGUUCCAUUUAUUAAAUGUAGCGUUUCAUUUGUUCUUGUGUCCGCGCGCACAGCGGCACAGUUGAAAGUAAAAGAGCAUCCCGUGUUUCUUUGACAUAUGAAUCAUUUAUUAAGCCAACGUCCGUUACACUUCCAGAGUAUGAGUGACAGUGGACAUUAAAAUACAACUGAAAAACCUGGAGGAUUGACACUGAGGGGAGGAGCAGUUUCACAGCAGCCGGCUCACACCUUCUCUUCAUCGUCACGUUCCUCAAACAGCAUCAACACGACUACCAACUCAUCAUUAGUAGGAACUGAGUAGAAAAACGCAUUAAAAAGAGCUUCAUCUUUUU